AUGCAGGCGUCGGUUGCGACCCGCUCACCGUACCUCUCAUUGCCGUCGCGGCCCAGAUUCGCAUCUGGAGCUCGCCUCGCACGACCGCCGGCAGUCAACGCUAGAAUCGUCGUCAAUGCUCGUGCGAGUUGCGACCAGCCUGAGGCUGCUUCGCCUUUGAGAAGCUCGCUGGUCAGCCAAUCUUCGACCCAAGCGAGCAUCGAUCAAUUUUCCCCGCAGCAGCUCGCCAUCAACGCGUCGACGAUCUCCUCCACAGCCGCUGCCUUCCUCGCACCCCUCGCGCUCCUGGCGGCGCCAGCGGUGGCGGCGGAGUCGGUGGGACAGACGGACGAGGAGUUCGUGGAGUCCCUGAUCUACUGGGGCAUCACUGCCGUUAUCUACCUCUUCGUUGCACCCCCACUGGUGUACGGGUAUCUGCGCCUGCGGUGGUUCAACCGCUCCACCAUUGAGACGUUCUUCCAGUAUUACCUCAUGUUCGCCUUCUUCCCCGCCAUGCUGCUGUGGUCGCCAUUCAUCAACUUUAGGCGCCUCCCCCGCAAGGAGCUCUGA
Molecule: messenger RNA, 549 nt
Organism: Closterium sp. NIES-65
Lineage: Eukaryota; Viridiplantae; Streptophyta; Zygnematophyceae; Desmidiales; Closteriaceae
Source: the annotation of a GenBank genome assembly